GAAUUCACAGAUGUAAACAAACGGAAAUGGAGGGGAAUUGUAUACGAGAAAGAGAUAAGAAAGGUCAGUUCAAGAAAGCCUCGUCUACUGCUACUAUAACCAUUAGCACAUGUACCGAUGAAAAUAACAACCACCCUGACUUCAUCGAUGUCAACAGCGAAGAUCCACUAGCACAGGUAGAUGAAUAUGAUGAAAAUAAAGAGACAUUUGACCUGUUCCAAGGCAGAAGAGUUGUUGAAUUUUCAAUUCUGGUGGAUCAUUUGCAAAGAGGGUGCUUUCUGUGUCAUACGUCUUUGGAUCUUGUUGACUGUGAGAAAGAGAGACGUUAUGGACUAGCCAGCUUACUGUAUGUGAGAUGCAGGAAGUGCGACGAACUGACGAUCAUUCCAACUGGUAAACGACACAAUAUAGGUCAGAAUGGUCAAGGUCCUUUUGAUAACAACACCAAACUUGCUGUUGGAAUCUACCCUAUGGGAAAUACCUUUCGGAUAAAGAACUCCACCAUGAUCUUGUGAAAAUCUUCACAUUGUAUGCAGAACAAUCUGACAGACUUUCUUCAUUAGAGAGCACACAGAACAAUGAAAACUUCAAUCAAAUUGUUGCAAGAAAAAAUCCAAAGAACAACUUCUACUCUGGUUCAGAGAGUACCACUAGCAGAGUUGCUGCAGCUACAUGUGAAAAAAAUAUAGGACCACAUUAUGUGACUCAGAUAAAUGAUGAGUUGAGUUUGUCGCCCAGGAUUACAAAGCGCACAUCUAUCAUUACUGCUGUGUCCAAAUUCAUGGAAGAGAGAUAACUCUACAUUCUGAAAAUUGAUGUCAUAUUGAUUUCAGUCAUUAUCUUUUAUAUUUUACUGGAUACAAUGCAAUUUAUUUUUAUUUUUGUAAUCCUUUCACUCAAUGGAUAUUUUGUUUAGGCAGCAAACAAGUCAACAUACAGUAUAUGAAAUACAAUUUGAUGAAACUGAGAUAACUCUUUUUGUUUUCUAUUAUUUACUGUAUACGUAAUGAUCAAUUAUCUCAUAAGAUCACCUGGAUACAAUGGUAAAUAAUUAUCAAUUCUUUGUCAUAA
Messenger RNA from Ostrea edulis (European flat oyster), 1071 nucleotides. RefSeq lists its product as uncharacterized. NCBI's taxonomy places the organism in Eukaryota, Metazoa, Mollusca, Bivalvia, Ostreida, Ostreidae. The coding region runs from base 27 to 515 and encodes 162 amino acids. The transcript has 3 exons. The record is from RefSeq and is a predicted model, not a curated record.